This is a messenger RNA of Cygnus olor (mute swan), 3269 nucleotides long. It is a transcript of the gene PRRT3, whose product is annotated as proline rich transmembrane protein 3. NCBI's taxonomy places the organism in Eukaryota, Metazoa, Chordata, Aves, Anseriformes, Anatidae. The record is from RefSeq and is a predicted model, not a curated record. The transcript has 4 exons. Bases 854 to 3064 code for a protein of 736 amino acids.
GAGCCCGGCCCGCACCGGCACCGGCACCGGCACCGGCACCGGCACCGGCACCGGCAGGGUGAAGGGCUCGCCAUGGCUGCAGCGUGGCUCGUCACCUGGGGGCUGUUCCUGGCCACCGGGGUCCCCGCCGGGGCCCGGGGGACGCUGUCAGUGGAGCUGCCGUCGGACGGGACCCCCCAGCAGGGCAGGGUCCCCCUGCAUGCCCUGUCCUGGGGACACCAGCAGCCGGUCCCGUCCCCUGCCUGGGACGCCUCGGGGGAGUUGAGCGGUGCCGGGACCCCCGACAGCGAACACUGGGGGGGCGGCAGCCCCGUGCGCUGGUCCCCGCUGCCACAGCCGGGGGCUGUCACCGGGGCACCCCGGGGGACAGGGAUGAGCCUGGCAGGCAGCGCAGCCCCGGCCGUGGUGGAGGAGCCCUUCAUCGCCUGGCGAGGAGGGGAGGCCGAAGGCCAGGACAGCCCCUGGGGGGGGACAUGGCUGCCCCAUGGCUCUGCACUGGGGACGCCGGCCCCCAGGGUGCCCACGGACACGGGGCCAGGCUCCCCGGGGCCACCCUGGGCUGGGCAGGGAACGUCCCCAUCCGGGCACAGUGCCACCAUGCCAGCCAGGACCCCUGGCCCCCGGCCGACCGUGUCCACCAUCGCCCUGACCCCCGAGCCGUCAGGGGGGACCGGGACGGGGACAGCAGAGGCGCACACACGGGGACAGCCAGUGGCCCCGGGCCCCGCUGGAGAAGUGCAGGAGCUGCGGGGCCCCCCCAGCACUGCCCCUGUCCCCCAGCCUGCAGGCACGGGGCCAGCACAGGGUCCCCACACCAGCCCUGGCUCCGUGCAGCCACCGGGCAGGCAAGGGGAUGCAGGAAGCCCCCCCAGCCCCUCCCUGGCUCUGCCCAGCUCUGUCCCACUGCUGCUGGCAGAGCCGGGGGGCCGGGGGGCCCCAUCCUGGGGGCUGGCGCCCGAGGUGGCCCAGGAGGGCAGGGCUGAGACGUGGACCUGGGCGCUGCCUGCCCACCAGAGGAGCACGCGCAGGGCCCCGCUCAGCAACGCCACCGCCGGGGACACGGCAUCCGCCAGGCCAACGGGGCUGCAGGGACCCCAGCCCACCCCAGGGGCUGCCCUCGGCACCAGCCCCACACCGCCGCCCGUCUCCAGCACGCCCCCCCCCGGGCACUCCCUAUGCAGGGCUGCUCCCUGAGCAGGACGUGGGCUCCCCGCAGCGGGUUCGGGGCGCCGUGGGUCCCGGGAGCAUCCCAAAUGCCACCGUGCCUGCCCCACAGCCGACAACCCAUCCCGUGGCAGGGACAUCCCCCGGGACCAGGCGCUCAGACGCCUUGGGGACGCAGCCCCCCGCCGCCAGCACCACCGCGUCCCCCUCGGCCACGUGGCGGCGGGGAGUGGUCUGGGUGACGACGCAGCGCGCCCCGUGGCGUCCCCCGCCACCGGAGCCGGAGCCAGAACCGGAGCCCAGCCACCCGUCACCGGGUGCCAGCGCCUGCCCGGGGUCCUCGUGCGCCGACGGGGGCUCCAACACGACGGCGCUGCGCUGGGCCGAGCUGCGCCGCCCGCUGCGCCUGGCCUGGGCCGCCCACGCCUACGCGGUGGCCGCGCUCUGCCUGCUGCUGGGGCUGGGCUGCCUGGCGGGGCUGGGGGCGGCCGCGGCGCUGCGCCCACCCCACCUGCCCCUGCUGCUGGGCGCCCAGGGACUGCUGCUGGCCGCCAGCCUCCUGCGGGCCACCCUGCUGCUGGUGGACCCCUACGGGGCGCGAGGCCGCCUGCCGCCCCGCGCCCUGCUGCUGCUCUGCACGGCCCCCUUCCCGCUGCUGCUGGCGGCCUUCGCCCUGCUGCUGCGCCGCCUGCAGCGCCUGGCACAGCUCCGGCUGCUGCCCAGCCCCCUGGGGGGGCUGCCGGCGCUGGGGGCCGCGGCCGCCCUGCAGAGCGGGGCGCCGGCUGCCGCCGACCUGCUGUGGCCGCGCUUGGGCCUGGCCGCCGGGCUGGCGCUGCACGGGCUGGGCUGCGCGGCCGGGGCGCUGCUGCUGCUGCUGGGGGGGUUACGGGGGGGCUGGCGGGCGCUGCGGGCCUCCCGCCGCGAGGGGCCGGGGUUACGGCGAGGGGCGCGGGCGCUGCUGGCGGCGGGGGCGCUGGGGCUGCCCUGCUGCGGGCUGCAGGUGUACAGCGCCCUGUGGCUGCGCGGCGGCCUGGGGCCCCCCGGGCGCUGCGGCUGGCCCUGCUGGGCGGCGCAGUGCUGGAUGCGGGCCGGGGAGCUGGGUGCCGGGUUGGCCUUGCUGGCGGGCGCCGCCGAGCCCCUGUGGGGCGGCCGGCACGGCGGCGACGCCGGGCACUCGUGCUGGGCCAAGGCGGUGCGGUAUUUCUGCGCCGGGCGCAAGGCCCAGGCCCCCGAGUACCCCAACAACUGCUACGACCGCGCCGAGCGGGCGCCCACCGGCGACAUCUCCAAGAGCCUCAUCCGCAACCCGGCCGAGCAGCUGCCGCUGCGGGCGCUGAAGGACAGCAACGAGGCCCGGGCGGCCACGGCAGGGGGGGCAACGGGGCUCAGCCCCAAGUGUCCCAACGCGGUGGUGGCCGCCCGCGAGCGGGGCUCCUCGGCCUCCCUGGGGGACCUGGCCUUCCGCCCGCCGUCGCCCAUCGACCUCCGGCGCAGCAUCGACCAGGCGCUGUGCCGCCGGCACCUCCUGCGCGAGGGGCUCUUCGGGCGGCCUCGGCGCGGCUCCGGCGCCUCGCUGCACGCCGCCGCCGAGCCCCCCGGGCUGGCUCGCUGCACCUCGCUGACCGAGCUGCCGGGGCCUCGCGGGGAGUCCGUGGCCUCCGCCAGCUCGCUGGAGAGCUCCUCGCUGAAGAUCAGCUGGAACCCCUGGCGCCACGGGCUGUCCUCGCCCGACAGCCUGCCCCUGGAGGAGGCGCCCAGCCGGGCCCAGCUGCUGGCCCACCAGGAGCCCCCCGCGCUCCCCCAGCCCCCCGACUCGGAGCGCGAGGCCCGGCGCAGUUUCCUGGCGCUCAGCAAGCAGGUGGACGCCCGCAGCCUCUCCAGCGACACCAUCGAGCUCUGAGACGCUGCUCUGGGAGGGGGCGCGGGGCCGGGCAGAGCCGUGUCCUGUCCUCCCCCCCCCCCCCCCGCCCCACAGCCCACACCGGGGGCCCAGCGGGAUGAGCCCCGCAUGGGCCCGAUCCUGCACCCGGUGGGAAGCGGGAGCUGUCCUCGGCUGGCUCCGUUUGUGCCAAAACAGAGAAAUAAAGUUUAUGUCCUGAGCAGGC